Messenger RNA from Oppiella nova, 1176 nucleotides. The record is from the annotation of a GenBank genome assembly. NCBI's taxonomy places the organism in Eukaryota, Metazoa, Arthropoda, Arachnida, Sarcoptiformes, Oppiidae.
UGCGUUCGCUGUAAAUGUUGACCAAUGAAGUGAUAACAGGUGUAUGUUUGGAGACAACCCCUAAACCCUCACUCUAUUGCCUCUUUGGGCGCAAUAUUUCCCGCGUUUUGAGCUCUCAUUGAAAGACAAGUCAAUUGUCUGCGAGUUUGCAGUGAAAGCACAUCCAGUCCUCCACUUCAGUCGUCCAGUCUUUGUCAACAUAUCCAACACAUCCAUAGCCAACAUGUUUGAGGCGCGACUCAUUCAGGGAAGUAUUCUCAAGAAGAUAUUGGACGCCAUCAAAGACCUGGUGACCGACGCCUCCUGGGAUUGCAGUCCGAACGGCAUGUCUUUGCAGGCGAUGGACACGAGUCACGUCUCACUCGUCUCCGUCUCUCUCAAUAGCGACGGUUUCGACAAAUAUCGGUGCGAUCGCAACCUCACGCUCGGCAUGAAUCUCAUCAGCCUCUCGAAGAUAAUCAAAUGCGCGGCCAAUGACGACACAAUUAUCAUCAAAGCGGGCGAUGGCGGCGACAAAAUCACGCUUCUCUUCGAGGCUCAGAACGAGUCAGAAGUGGCUGAAUAUGAGAUCAAACUCAUGAAUCUGGACUCAGAAUACUUGGGAAUUCCAGACACCACGUAUAACGUGACCAUCAAAAUGCCGUCCAAUAAGUUUCAGCGCAUUUGUCGCGAUUUGUCGCAAAUCGGAGACGCGGUGACCAUCUCUUGCGCUAAGGAUGGCGUCCGGUUCGGCGCCGCCGGAGACCUCGGCUCGGGAUCCAUACGUUUGGCACAAACGGCCACUUCGGACAAACCCGAGGACUCGGUGACCAUCUCUAUGCAGGAGGCGUUGUGUCAGUCAUUUGCUCUCAAAUAUCUCAAUCACUUCGCGAAAGCCACUCCUCUGUCAGCGCAGGUGACGCUCUCCAUGUCGCCGGACGUGCCCUUAGGUGAGCCCUUACUGUUCAAUGUCUGUGUGGUUGAGUACAACAUAUCGGACAACGACGACGAGAACCCGUCGACCAUUGGUUUCAUUCGCUACUAUUUGGCGCCGAAGAUCGACGACACCGACGAGUCCUAAGUCAGUGGCUCUUAGUCUCAAUUCUGUGGUAAAUGUGACACCAAAUGAAACGAUUGUCUCUUUUUAUAUUAAAUCAAUUUUCUCGUAAUAAAAGAUUUGGUUUUUUUAAUUACAAA